This is a messenger RNA of Linum tenue, 372 nucleotides long. Lineage: Eukaryota; Viridiplantae; Streptophyta; Magnoliopsida; Malpighiales; Linaceae. The record is from the annotation of a GenBank genome assembly.
AUGUGUGGGUACUAUGGUGUUGAGCUCACUGAAGCCAUUGCGGCUGAAUUUGGUGCCCAAUUGGCGGCCCAACUGGGGUACCGCAAGCUAAUUAUUGAGGUGGAUAGCUUAACCUUGGUGGAGAAGUUUGCUAAGGCAGCUGAGGUUGAUAAUGAAGUGGGCUUAAUUUGCAUAAACUUGUCGAAGUAUCUCCGGGAUACUGGGUCUGAGAAUGAUCGUAUUAGCCAUGUUAAAAGAAUGGCUAAUAAUUCGGCUCACAUUAUGGCCCAUAGCAAGACGAACUGGGAGAGUAGAGAGGUGUGGAUUGACAGGCCGCCGAUUUUCCUUGUUGACCAGCUGGUGCUGGAUAAUGUAACCCCGAUUUUACCUUAA